ACUCAGUUGACCGGAGGCAACAGCAGAGGAAGGUCAGGCAGCGCGAUCUCUCCUUUCUUCUUCGUCAGCCUUCCCUCCCGAGAGUUUCCAAAUGUCCAUCUCAGGUUCACAGCGUGACUCAAACAGGAUGUCAAGGACGCCGCUCCAAGACUGUGAGAGCCUCGGCAAGCACUGCGGCCUAGUGAUAUACAUGCCACAGAAGAGAGUUUAUAUCAGUGAUGAGCAGAACAGGAUCAAGAUCUUCCACAUCGGCCAGAAGAACAACCUUCCUACCAAGACUGUCCUUCUCAUUGGGGAAACAGGAGCUGGAAAAACCACUUUAAUCAAUUCAUUUUGCAACCAUUUCUUCGGAGUGAAAUUUCAGGAUGGAUACCGUAUGAAACUGUUCGCUGAGGAGGACAACUGUGAAGGGAAGGAACCCUACGAGAGUCAGACCGAGAACAUCACAGGAUACCUCUUCUACGCAGAGGCUUUUAUGCCGUAUGAUCACAAUAUCAUGAUCAUUGACACUCCAGGACUGAACGACACAAGGGGAUGCACUAAACAGCAGGAGAUCAUGCACCAAAUGACUGUGUUUCUGAAGGAAGAGAAAUUUGGCAUUCUUGACCUCACUUGUCUGGCCUUUGUUGUGAAAGCCAACCUCAACAGGGGUCUCGGGUAUUUUGGCAAAAUAAUUGAGAGCUGCAUGAAGCUAUUUGGAGAGGACACAAAGAACAUCACGCAGAUUCUGAAAACCUUUGCUGUUGAUAAGAACUCCAACAUCAAGAAUAUUUUCCGUGAUAAAUGGAAUAUCGAAACAGAGAGUGAAUUCAAUUUUGAUAACGGGAUUCUCUACGAGCCGAAUAAAGUGGGCGAAACUGACCUUUAUGGUAACAUUGCUGAGAAGUCAGACAUCGACAUGAGAGCACUAAGAUGGGACAGUCAGAAGAAGGAACAUGCAAACUUCUUCCAGACCCUAUCGAUGAUGCCAUCAGUGAGUCUGACACUAACGAGGGAUGCACUGAAAGAGAAGGCUUAUUUGGAACAGUCUAAAAGGAAUCUGACCAAAAACAUUAAAUCGGCUUUGACGGAGAUUGCUAUUGGAAGAAAGAAUGCAAAUAUGCUCAGGGAUUACAACAUGAGCGUGAGGGAAAACAGAGCUUGGAUAGGCAGAGAAACCACCAUAAAAAAGACACGCGUUCCUCUGACUACGGGAUCGGGAGCACCACUCAGGUGGUACCAUUUUUUACCACACGCUCACAACUGCAAAAAGUGUAAUAAGACAUGUGUCAUCAUCUGCCACGUGUGGAUUCCAUGUCCACAAAAAGCGUCUACAUGCCCAGUUUGCAACUGCCACAGCUGGGCUCACAAAAAGGAAAAGGAAAUCAUCAAAGAAUCUGUAGUAAUGAGAAAUGUGACUGGUAGGGACAUGGAAGCCAAGAUCGGGAAGUCGGGGAAUCUGGAAGAGAACAUACAGAGAGUGCUCGCUCACAUGAAAGCGGAGGAAAAAGUUAUAAGGGAGGUCAUAGCAAGGAUGGUCAAGCAUAUCUGCCUCCAUACUGAAAGGCUUAGUGAGAUUUCCCGAGCCAAGACCCGUCAAUCAUCCAAAGAAGUCAUAGAAGAAGUCAUCUCCAACAGCAUUCACAAUACCCAAGGCAUCGUGCAUUUACUCAAUGAAGACGGCCAUUCUUUCUUGCAAGCUGUCGCUGAGGAAGCCGAAAAGAUCGAAGUCAACAAGGAAGAGUGGCUGCGAGAGCUCCAGGAAACGAUGACCGAAAGCACCACUGCUUGGGAAAGAGCGAGCAAAAUCGUCCGCAGGGUCGCAAGCAAUAACUUGGCUUUUCUCAUGUUAAGUCCAGACGACACUUCACUACUUACUGCAUGAAAAAGCUGCUUCCAUAAGGAGAGAUGAAGGUGUCGAACAGCCAGCUUCAAAUCCCAAAUGCAUAUUCCCAAACUGUAACCAAGUACUAGGACAUUCCCUAAAAAAAGCAGGACGGCAUAACUUAAAAACUAUCCUUAUAAUCUUCUUGAAAAUAAUCUCAUUAUGUUUCCCACACCCAAGUUACUGGUUAGGUACUUCUUUGAACUAACCUAACCCAACCUAACAUAACCUACCUAACCUAACCUAAUCUAGGGGCAUGGCCAAAAAAAAAAAAAAAAAAAAAAAAAAAAAAAAAAAAAAAAAAAACAGGACUGGUGCAAUACUGGUAUACAUUUCAGGAAUUUGCAUCUCGGAUUUAAAUGUCUGAAAUCUAAAGGCCAGUGUUGUUUCCUAAAACUAUGCAUGCUUGAUGCAAUGUGAGAAGGGGAUACACAGGAGAGUGUCAUACACUGCCGCGAGGCAUCUGAGUAACUGAUAUUGUUACACUGUAAAUCGUUGGAUUUCUCAAAAUAGCACAGAUGAAGCAAACGACUGUAUAAAUAUUGUGUGCAUGUGUGUGAGUGAGAGCAAUCAGCAUCUUCCCAUUAUUGCAAAAGAAACAAAAAUGUAGACUGACAUUGAUGCUGCUGUGAUGCUAACGUACGUGACAAAAACUGUGUAAGGUAGCGACCCAUUACACUUGUAUGUCUUAUGCAUUCUCAAACCAACGCUUUUCAAAUCACAUAUAACUGCUUAGUUACCUCAAAGAGCACAGUUAAUAUUUGAAUUUAAUUUCAAGAAAAGAGCCUCUAUCUAGUUAUCAUAUGUAUUAUAUAAAGUAGGUAUUUGUAAGCUAAGGAUAUUUCAUCUGGUUCAAGAUACACUCUUGACAAGUCUGAGAAACAUAUUUUAAUAUGUCUUGUAUAUACUCAUGUAAAUAAAGAAUGAGAACCUGUA
Messenger RNA from Macrobrachium nipponense, 2800 nucleotides. RefSeq lists its product as uncharacterized. NCBI's taxonomy places the organism in Eukaryota, Metazoa, Arthropoda, Malacostraca, Decapoda, Palaemonidae. The record is from RefSeq and is a predicted model, not a curated record. The transcript is spliced from 2 exons. The coding region runs from base 92 to 1864 and encodes 590 amino acids.